UAAACCCCUCCCCCCACCAGUUCAUUGAUUCCCCCUCUCGAGAGCUCGAAAGUUCCACAACAAUGGCAACUCCGAAUUCGUUCCGCGUCCUACUCCUCCUGUCCCUCUUUCUACUGAAUUCUUUUCAAUCCGAAUCGGCAGUGGCCAGCAUAGAUCUCGGCUCCGAGUGGCUGAAGGUCGCCGUGGUCAACCUCAAGCCCGGCCAGCCGCCGAUCUCGAUCGCCAUUAACGAGAUGUCCAAGCGCAAGACGCCUUCCCUCAUUAGCUUCCACGCCGACUCGAGACUGAUCGGCGAAGAGUCUCUCAACCUCCUCGCGCGCUACCCGAACAAAGUUUACUCCCAUCUCCCCUCUCUCCUCGGCAAACCCUACAGCUUCGCGCGAGAUCUCCUCCAGAAGCUGUACUUGAGCUACGAGAUGGCCCCAGAUGAUGUGCGGGGCGUGCCGGUUUUCCAGGCGGAGAGUGGGAAUUUUACGGCGGAGGAGCUGGUGGGGAUGGUGCUGAAGUAUGCGGCUGGGCUGGCGGAGACUCACUCCAGGGUGAGUGUGAAGGACGUGGUGAUCACGGUGCCUCCGUUCGCCGGGGUGGCCGAGAGGAGGGGGCUUCUGGCGGCAGCGGAUUUGGCGGGCCUGAAUGUUCUGGCGUUGGUGAAUGAGCAUUCGGGAGCUGCUCUGCAGUAUGGGAUUGAUAAGGAUUUCUCCAAUGGAUCAAGGCAUGUAGUCUUCUAUGACAUGGGGGCGAGCAGCACCUAUGCUGCAUUGGUGUAUUUUUCAGCUUAUAAUGCCAAGGAACUUGGGAAGAGUGUGUCCGUGAAUCAAUUUCAGGUGAAGGAUGUCAAAUGGGAUGCAGAACUUGGUGGUCAGAGCAUGGAAUUGAGGUUGGUGGAGUAUUUUGCGGAUGAGUUUAAUAAGCAGCUUGGAAACGGAGAUGACAUUAGGAACUCUCCCAAGGCAAUGGCCAAGUUGAAAAAACAAGUCAAGCGCACAAAAGAAAUUUUGAGUGCCAAUAUGAUGGCUCCAAUAUCUGUAGAGUCUCUAUAUGACGAUCGAGACUUCAGGAGCACAAUAUCUCGUGAGAAAUUUGAAGAUAUUUGCAAAGAUCUUUGGGAAAAGGCCCUCGUUCCUCUGAAAGAACUUCUUGAGCAUUCUGGAUUGAAGGCUGAUGAUUUAUAUGCAGUGGAGUUGAUUGGAGGUGCCACUCGAGUUCCCAAGUUGCAGGCUAAGCUUCAAGAGUUUCUUGGAAGGAAAGAGUUGGACAAGCAUCUGGAUGCUGAUGAGGCAAUUGUUCUAGGUGCCUCACUGCAUGCUGCCAAUUUAAGUGAUGGAAUCAAAUUAAACCGUAAGCUAGGAAUGAUUGAUGGCUCUACUUAUGGCUUUGUGUUUGAGUUGAAUGGUGAUGGUCUUCUGAAAGAUGAAAGCACCAGACAGCUUAUUGUACCAAGAAUGAAAAAGUUGCCUAGCAAGAUGUUCAGAUCAAUUGUUCACAACAAGGACUUUGAAGUUUCACUUUCUUAUGAGAAUCAAGAUCUUUUACCACUUGGAUCCUCUUCUCUGGUAUUUGCACAAUAUGAUGUGUCCGGUCUCUCAGAUGCUAGUGAAAGGUACUCAUCACGAAACCUUUCCUCUCCAAUUAAGGCCAAUUUACACUUCUCCCUCAGUAGAAGUGGCACUUUAUCGUUGGAUCGGGCAGAAGCUGUUGUUGAGAUAACUGAAUGGAUAGAAGUCCCAAGAAAGAAUAUCACAGUAGACAAUUCAACAUCUACUUCGGCUAAUAUUACGGAUGGUGAUACUAAGAAUCCUUCAGAUGAAAACCCUGACAAAUUGGAGACUACCAAUGGCAACGGUAACAGUUCUGAGUCUAGUGUUAAUGAUAAUACUAGUACUGUGGAUCUUGGUACUGAAAAGAAGCUGAAGAAAAAGACUUUCCGAGUUCACUUAAAGGUUACUGAGAAAACAACUGGGCCUGGAAUGCCUCUCUCGAAAGAAUCUUUUGCUGAGGUGAAACAAAAAUUGGAAGCUUUGGACAAAAAGGAUGCGGAAAGGAGAAGAACAGCUGAAUUGAAAAAUAACCUGGAAGGAUACAUAUAUUCUACUAAAGACAAGCUUGAAUCAGAUGAGUUUGGAGAAAUUUCUACUGAGCAAGAGCGGCAGUCUUUUAUUGAAAAACUUAAUGAGGUGCAAGAUUGGUUAUACACUGAUGGUGAAGAUGCUUCUGCUGCUGAAUUUCAAGAGCGCCUGGACAUGUUGAAAGCUAUUGGUGACCCCAUAUUCUUUAGAUAUAAUGAACUCACUGCACGUCCUGCUGCGUCUGAACAUGCUCAGCGAUACCUUACGGAGUUGCAACAGAUUGUGCAAGGAUGGGAAAAGAACAAAUCUUGGCUGCCGAGAGAGAAAAUAGAUGAGGUCAUUCGUGAAGCUGAAAAGUUAAAAAACUGGUUAAGUGACAAGGAGGCUGAGCAGAAAAAGACUUCUGGGUUUAGCAAACCAGCUUUCACGUCCGAUGAAGUAUACGAUAAGGUUUUAGAUCUCCAGGACAAGGUUACGAGUGUGAACAGGAUUCCCAAGCCGAAGCCGAAAGUUGAGAAACCCGCCAAGGUGGAAACCGAGAAUACUGGUGACAAAUCAAAUUCUACCGACUCUGCAUCUGAGGAAGCAAAAUCCUCGACGGCAGAUGACAAGGCUGAUGCAGAGUCCAAACCGCAUGACGAGCUGUAGGGACAUUUGAAAAGCCAAAUACUGAUAAUGCUCGGGCGAUAUGAAAACAGAGACGGUAGAGGUAGUGAAAUUGAUUACGGUUAGAAUGAAUGGAGUUUGAAUCCAGAUUUUUUAGUUAUGAUCGGCCUUUGCAAUUAUAUGAGAGUUGUUAAUCUUCUGUCAUGCUAAGCCUCUAUUUAGAAAAGAGAGUUUAAGCUUUUAUUCCUACUUAUAAUUUUUUUCUCUAGAGAACUUUUGGUGGCUAUUAUAUCAUUUGUUAGCCAUCUUCGCUAUUGAGAGAAUUUUGUUCAGCUAGUUCGUUGAAUAUACAAAACUUUGUAAUUUAUAUAUGACAGCAGUGUUUGUAGUCUUUCAUUUUCAAUCAAUUGCGCUGUGUAAAUGCAAAAUGUUUAGUAGUUGUAAGUUAGAUAGAGUUAUUAUUAUUUCCCCCCAUUUUAGUCUUAGAAGGUUGUCUGUUCAAAUAGAUGAGAUGAUGUUGAACAAUUAUAAAAUUGUUUGACAAUAAUUUUUUGGGAAUUUUCUUUUUCCAUGCAAACAAGAAAAAAG
This is a messenger RNA of Striga asiatica, 3260 nucleotides long. Lineage: Eukaryota; Viridiplantae; Streptophyta; Magnoliopsida; Lamiales; Orobanchaceae. The record is from the annotation of a GenBank genome assembly.